Symbiodinium sp. CCMP2456 is the source of this 1617-nucleotide messenger RNA. The record is from the annotation of a GenBank genome assembly. Lineage: Eukaryota; Dinophyceae; Suessiales; Symbiodiniaceae.
AUGUGUGCCUUUUACGACAGCUUCGGCCCUUGGGGAGUUUGGAGCUCCGUGCUCCUCGAUCGGCACGUGCCCAUCUCCGCGCCGGGGCUCGUCGGCGUCUGGCUGCGUGGCCUACAAACCGGCAAGUUCUGGGUCAUGCUCGGUGCAGCAGGGCCAGAACGUCCAGAGGACCUGUUCGGCAACAACCGCAUUCCCAAAGCCUCCUGCGAUGACUGCGGCAACGUAGACCCGGACAGGCCAUCGGAUGCCUUCUCCGGCGCCGCAGAUUUCUGGGAGCUUUGGACCCCCUCUGGGCAAGGCCGGCCGCUGGUCAUGGACUGCGCAGGCGCGCCGUCGAGGGAGAGCUACUGCAGCUCAGAAGGAACUACCACCAUAACUGCAACGUGGACGACGACAAGCGCCGCCCAGGUUGCAACAAGUCCAGCAAACACCACGCCACCGCUCGGGCCAACAAGUUCCACGGCAACCUCUGCAACUUCCGCGACCACCACUCCCACUACUACCACCGCUGCCAGCACAUCCGGUGCUGCAACUGGACCAGGCUUCUCGACCACGUCCACCACGAGCAUUGCCUCUAGCGUCGAGGCACCGACCACUCUCCCGAGCUGGAUGUCCGAGAUGCCCAUGGGCUGCGGGCCCAAGGUGUGCCCCUUCCGCACCUCCAUGGAGGCUGUCGUGAAGCAGAUGCACCACCGGAUGGCAAUCGAGUUCACAUGCGAUGCUGAUGUCGAUUUCGUCCGCGGCAUGCUCCCACAUCAUGAGGGAGCUGUGGCGAUGUGCGCAGCUUUGGAUGAGUCGCACGGCUGGCUCCAGGUCGGGCUUGUCCACUUCUGCUAUCACGUCGCUUUGGAGCAGAGAUGGGAGGUUCAAGGAAUGCAAGAGUGGCUGGAUGCAAAGAACCUCACAGCUGGCAAGGCCUGCACCGAAGGCUUUGGAUGCGGAGACCUCGCGUGUGUGUCCUCUCAGGCAUAUUUGGCUGCAAACCGCCGCAUGCAAGAGGCCAUGACUAUCAACUACAGCUGCCAUACCGAGGAGGACUUCGUGCAGGCUAUGCUUCCGCACCAUCAGGGGGCGGUCGAGAUGUGCGCUGUUCUUCUGGAAAGUUCGUCGCAGGACAUGUACUUACGAGACUUGUGUGCCAACAUCACCAGGCUGCAGACAGCGGAAAUGUCGUGGAUGAAGGAUUGGCUAACGUUCAAGGGGCUCUCUCCGGCGCAGUGCAACGGUGACUCCGAUUCCGCGGCUCCUUGUGCGGAUAUGAUGCCCAUCACUGACAUUUGCCAUGACUUGGGCGGAGAUCGGCUUUGCGAUUGCUCUGAGCUCACGGACUCGUGCAGCAGCAUCGCCCUGGCUGGCGGCAGGCGCUUUGCAGUCAGCACUGUUUGCCGCGAGACAUGCGGCCUCUGCACGGCGAAGACUGCUGCUGACAUCGUGGUGGAGCUCUUGCAGUUGGGAUCUGUACCAGACAGUGCUGCCAGCCCGUCCACAAGUGUCUCCAGCAAUACGACCACUUCUACCCCGAUGCCGGCCUCGAGGCCGACGAAGGGUGUCGUGGCUUCGUCAGGCCACUUUCCAGUUCCCCUUCUUUGGGUUGCAAUGCUAUGGGUCUUGAGCUGA